UUUCACGUGAUAAUUUUGGAUAACGAUCAUAGGCCCGUCACAUGUCUGCUUGAUAUUGCUAGCUUGUGCUGAGUUAUAAGUUUAUUUUAUAAUUAUAACUGAAAUAUUCUAUACUAUAGGAAAUGUAAGUUACUUCGGUCAGAUUAUAGUGCAAUAAAAUGAACUGACCGAGCAUUUAUCACACAAUGACAAUAUAUGAUGAAAAUAUGAUUAUAAUUAUAAAAAGUUAAAGUCUUAAAUUUAAAUUUAAUUAACUUGGACUUGGACACUUUAGUCUUAGUAAAGUUAUUCAUAGUAUAAUAGUAAUAGCCCUAAUUAAUAGUGUAGCGUACAACUUUUAACUUGUACUUAUUUUAGAUUUAGCCUAGCUCUAGGCCAAAGUCUUAAGCCUAAACUGUUUUAAACUUAGACUUAAUUAAACUUUAAAACUUAUUAAUAAAGGCAUGCCGCAUAGUCUACAGUGAAGUAGCCUACAGUUACAGGCUACAAUUCAAUAUAUAAUAAUAUAGGUAAUUACUUGUACGACGUGGACGUACAAUACGUAGGCAGGCCUAUCCUAUAAGCUUAUUACGUAGGCCUAUAAGCCUAUUACGUAGGCCUAUAAGCCUAUACUGGCUAUACUGACCUAUAGUGUGGUCUAUAACUUAGUCUACUAAUAGUAAUUAGUUAUAUACUUACUAACUUAGACUUAGAUAAGUUAACUUAGGACUUAGGGUAAUGGAGGGCAUUAAGCCCCAUGUUUUCAAGAACUUUUUAUUGUUCUCUCUGAAAUAAAUGAAUAUUAUUAAAUUCAAACUGAAAAUGUUUUUAAAUAACAGACCACACAUCUUUCUUGAAGUACAAAAGCUUUACUGAGCAAAAUUUAAAGAAAAAAGGUUACAAAGUUAAAAACUAAUUAUGACUUAAAUUUAACAAAAUGGGGGCAAUUAGCUUCAGCAUGUUCAAUGCAUAUAUUUUCACAUAGGUUGUAGUGAUGUAGGCAAUUCUGACAGAUCUAUUCCAUGGCUUCAAUGUCAGAUUUUUCUGGGAUUUCAUUUCAUUAUCAAAACUAUAUUUUAACAUUUGUUAAACCUAUUUCAUUCUACAAAUUAAUAACUUUUGAUUUUCAAUUUAAACUUUAUUUGUCAUAAUCUGUUUAAUGCUAUUUGAAUUAAAACAUGGAUUUUAUUAAUCUGAUCAAUAUUAUUUGGUUGUUUUAAUCAUCUUUUAACAGUUGGCGGUGUUAAGCCCCUGCUAUUUAAAAUAUUCAUUUUUAUAAACUAAUUAAAUAAAUAAAUAAUAUACAGAACCACAUCUCUUUUACAAAUGCUACCUAUUCAAAAUAUUAGAUGGAACUUUAGUAUUAAAGUGAAUUUUAGAACUUUUUAUAAACCAGCUCUAAAUCAUUCAUCCAACUGCCAUUUUACUUUGCAAAAUGACCAGCGCCAGCUUCAUUUGCUCUACUAAUACUAAUAUUAGUAUUUUAACUCAUUCAUUACAUACACAUAGUUAAAAACUAAAAAAAAGUAGGCCCUACUUGCUGAGUUUAGUUUUACUUGUUUUUGUAUGUAAACUAAAAAACUUUCACUGUAGAAAUACAAUUUCAAGUAAAAAUAAACAAGCACCCUCUUAGCUGAAGUUUUACAAAGGGUUUGAAGAAGGCUGAAAACUAGAGGGGAAAAGCACUCAUCUAAAAAGGCAAAUUAAAAAUCAAUCCCAUAGGUUAGAAACCCAAGAAUGGUUGUGAAAAGUUCUCUGAUUGGUUAGUAAGUUUCUGUCAACUAAAGCUUAAUGCCUUUCUCUCUUCUUACAAUAGUAUCAAGCAUUUUAUUGUAUGAACUGAGCAAUUAGGGCUUAAUACCCCAUGGAGCCAAUAACCUCCCUUUACUCUAAUAAGUAUAGAAGUAAUACUAUAUAUUUUAUUACUAAUAUUACAUAGACCUAGGCCUAGGCAAAUGUAGCCCAAGAUUCAAUUCAUAAUAUAUUGUAACAUUUAAAAAUGUUAGUACCAUUUCAUUAGUAGUAUAGUUUAAUAUUAAUAGUAUUCAGAUAUUUUAUAAUUUAUAGUCUUAAAUGUGAUGUUCUGUGUUUUCUUUUUUGUUGUUGUUUUUUUUAAUUUUAUUCAAUUAUUCAUUGAUUUGAUUCAAAUCAAUGAAUAAUACUACCCUAAGCUUGGGAUAUAUAGAAAGGUUGUGAUUGUGAUCAAAAUAUAAUUUCUUAUUUAUUUCUAUUUAUUCUUUUGCAGUGCCUUUGCUAUAGACUACUAUUUCCUUCAAAAAUGUCUUCAGUAUCAGCAGAGCAGAAGCUACCUUCUGUUUUUCUUGGACGUUCAGGUCUGAAGGUUUCUAACUUGUGCUUGGGGGCUAUGACAUUUGGUGAAUCUGCUGUAAGUAUUAAUAUAGAAUAUUUUAUCUAAAACAAGUUUAAAUAGGAAGAACCCAAACCUAAAUAAUCUUUCAACAAGAAUAGGUAAAAUCAAACAAUAAAAACAUGGAUAAGUUAAGAUAUUUUGGUUCUAUCAGUAUGUUAGAUAUUAAGUUAACAUUUUAUUUCUACAAAAUUUUACAUCAAUGAAUAAAAUUCAACAAAUAACAGUGGGGAACCCCAGGACAAUGUGAUGAGGACCUUUCCCAUCAGAUCCUUAAUCGAUAUGUGGAAUGGGGUGGAAACUUCAUAGAUACUGCAGACGUUUAUGGUCGUGGAAAAUCAGAAGAAAUCGUUGGAUCAUGGCUUGCAAAGUAGGUCUACUUCCUCCUCUUUUUCUUUUAUUUUUCAUGGAAAAAACAUAAAUAGUAUAAAUUGAGUUUGACUGCAGCAAAUUUAAAUUGUAUUAAUUUAACUUAAAAACAAUUAACUACUAAAGAAAGUAAAUAUGACAGUUUUACACACAUUUUAAAAAUAUUUUAAAUGACUUGUUCAAGAUAAAACUAACAUUGCAGUUAAAACAUGUUUUUAUCCCAGGCAGCCUAGAGAAAAUUUCGUCAUUGCUACCAAAGUACGUGCUAACAUGGGAACUGAGCAAAAUGUCAAUAAUGUUGGACUUAGCAGACGUCACAUAACAGCAAGCAUUGACAACAGUUUACGUAGACUACAAACUGAUUAUGUUGAUUUAUACCAGGUAUAUAUUAUUAGGUGGAUUUAUAUAGCACAGUACCCCAGACUAGGGCUAGGCUCACUGCGCUUCACAUAAAAAUUAGCAAAUACAGAAACUUAUACAUUUAAAAACUAUUGGUGGAAAGCUUGACCUCACCCCUCCAAGUACUAUCUACCCCUGUCUAGCCAUGGACAGCACCCAGCAGAAUCGAUCGUCGUUUAUUAGUCAUAGCGGGGUGAGAAAGAGUCGGUAUACUAAAGUUUGAAGAGAUGGGUCUUGAAGGCUGUGAUGGUUGUUAUAUUGCGGAUGUGUAAUGGGAGACAAUUCCAUUGUUUUGGAGCAUUUGCUACGAUUAAAAGAUUUGUCAUUAUAAAAUUAUGUUUACUUAAUAUUGGCAUGAUCAAUAAAUUUAAUAAGGGGCGAAAAAAUUCACAGAAUUUUAAAUGUUUACAUUUAUUUAAAGCUUAAGAUUCUCCCAAUAAAAAGCUCUUUUAUUGUUAUCUCAUUACUUGUUUUAGACACAUGUGUUUGAUAAUGCUACCCCUCUAGAAGAGACUUUCCAAACUCUUAAUGACCUGGUGCGAAUAGGAAAAGUCCGAUACAUUGGAGUCAGUAAUUUUACUGGAUGGCAGCUGCAGAAGGCUGUAGACCUUAUUGAAAAAUUAGGAUUGAAUUCUAUUGUUAGUUUACAGGUAAAUCUUAAUUUUUUUCUUUGAAAUUAGUACCUAAUUGAGAAAUAUAUGUGAAUUUCAUGAGUUGUUCCUUUUUAUUAGUAAUUAUUUAAAUUUUUACAUAAAAGAUUGUGAUACAUUUUCUGGAAGGUAUACUUAUAACAUUUAAAGUUAUUUCAAUUGAGAGAGUGGAAGAAAACAGCAGUAAGUGAAUUAAGCAGAAAAUAGAACUGAGAAAAUAAAAUUGUUUAUGGCCUAUUUACCCCUGGGAUUGAAUAAGGCAAGGAAGAAGUUUUAGAAAGAUUUAAAUUUAUCCUAAAAGACAAAUGCAUCUAGAAUUAGUAGAAUGUGAUAAAGUCAAACUUCCUUUUCUUUUCUGUAAAAAAAAAUUUAAAAAUCAAUCAAGCAAAUUGUUUUAGAUUUACCAUCCACAUUAAAUUAUAUGUCAUUAAAAAAAUGCAACUCAUAAUUUGCAUCAUUUAAAAUAAAUUAUCUGUCAUCCCAGCAACAAUAUAAUUUGGUUAGUCGUGACUCUGAGCUAGAACCAUUCCAAGUUUGUAAGACGGCUGGCAUUGGAGUCCUACCUUGGAGUCCACUCAAAGGGUGAAAAGAAAUUACAAAUAUUAGCUUCUUUUUAAGUCUAUUUAACAUCAGUAUCAGUCACCCACUUCAUAAUAUGCUCAUAUUCAUUCUCAUCAAGUUUUGUCAAAUAGCUAAUUUUUUCUGCAAAUUUUGAAAAUAUUUCUACAAGCAAGAAACCAACUACACUGGUUUAAUAAACUAAGAGAGGGUUUAAUAAAUUUUUGGAUGUAAUCUCACAAGUCAUAAUCAAAUAUUAUACGGUAAUCAUUGUGUAUACUGGUCAUGGGAGAUAUGCUUCAUGGAAACAUUUGUAAAUCAUUUACUAUUUUGUUACAGAGGUUUGCUAACUGGAAAAAUCAAACGAGGUGUGAAGCCAGCCGAGGGAAGAUUAGCCUGGGUAGCUGAUGAUGAAAACAAGAAAAGCCAGGCAGCUCCGUUGUGGACUAGCUUUGAUGACAAGACAUUCGACCUCAUUGAAGCUGCUGAAGCCAUUGGCAAGAAAUAUGGUAAAUUAUUAGUUAAGUUUCAUUACAUUAAUGCACAUUUACAUUUGUUUAUAGUGGGACUUAUAAUUGAGGAUGUGUAUAUUUCUCAAAAGGCUAUGAAGGCCUCCUACCAGCCUUUUUGUGUAGUUUUUGAACUGAAUCAAUGAGAUUGGUAUUGCAUUUCAAGUUCCAGUUUCAUUAACUGAAAUAUCAACUCUAAAGAGUCAGUACCAAGAGACAGAACAUACAUAGUUGAGGGAAGUGCUGUGAUAUGUGAAACCUGUUAUUUUGUAUGGUUUCUCUUCUCAUGCUGGGUUACUGUUAACUUCAUGUAAUAAAAAUUAAAUUAUAAUAUCUGAGUUUAUAUUUCUUUUAAACCCUUUACAUUUUGAAAGGAAAUAUUAGGUCAAGAUAGGUGUAAUUUUUUAUUGUGAUAUUUUUAGCAUGUUUUUAUUGUGCACCAACUAUUACAGAGCGCAGUGUUGCACAAGUCGCCAUCCGCUGGUUGCUGCAGAAAGAUGUUGUGUCUUCAGUCAUUCUUGGCGCAAGAAAUCUCACUCAGCUUGAUGACAACUUGGGGGCAGGCAAUGGCUGGUCAUUGACCAAGGAAGAGGUAUAAAAAAGGCAGAGGUGCUUAAACGUAAAACCUACAACUAAUAGAAAAGCCUUUAGAUCACCGUUAGCAUUUUAGUGGAACCUUAACAAAAAAAUAAAAGGAUAGUAAAAAUAGAAAAUAACAGUUUCCCAGAAUUCUGUUAAUAACCAUCAAAGUGGUAGGACUUGAAAAUCCUUGCAUUUAAAGAAUUUCAAAUUUCUUUAUAUUUAAAAUUAAAACUUAAAUUUUUGUUUUAAAUCUAAAUAUGCCAGACUUACUAGCAUUAUAAUGAACAUUCUUUUGCUGAACCGUAGGAGCUUUUACUUUUACUAAAUCAGUCCCACACAAAUAACCAUUGGUUCAUCAUCAUCAUGUCCCUUAGUCCUUGGAUUGUUGGGACGCCACAGAUGACAUGUAAACUAUCCUCCUCCAUUCAUCUCUGUCUUCUGCACUUCGCACAGCAUCGUCUAGUUUUAGUCCCGUCCACUCUUUCAUGUUAUCUUCCCAUCUUUUUCUCUGUCUUCCUCUUCUUCUACCUCCUCUUGUUGUGCCUUGCAUGAUAUCUUUGGUGAGCAUUUGUUUCCUUGUCACGUGGCCAUACCAUUCCAGUUUGCGCUUUUUUUAGUCACCAGGAGGUGACAUCAAGUUUGACCAAGUUCUCAUCAUAUCAAAUAAUUCUAAAUCUUCUCAAUUUCAGAUGCAACAACUUGAUGACCUCUCCAAACCAACUCUGCCCUACCCUUAUGAAUUUGUGUUCCGAUUCAAUGAGGACCGCAGGAAUCCAAACACUACUGACCACUACGUCAGAUCCCUGUAUGACUGAUGAUGCCUCUGUCCCAGUCAGUGUUUGAUUGACACUCAGUUUUGUUCUUGGUCAUAGCAAAGAUUCUAUGGCAUUUAUUCCAGACUACUGACUUAUUACUAUGUUGAUUAAUUCCUUGUAAUCUUCAUUAAUGUGUUUAUUGAUGUAAGGUACAGAUUACAUAUCAUAUGAUUGAGCAUUACAUCAAAAAUUAUUCUAGCAUUUAUUUAUUUCCUCCUUAUGCAAAUAUUCAAUUUUGUUUGUUGAUGGAUGUUUUUUUUUCUUUGUAAAGAAACCUCAGAUAUAUCUUUAACGAACAAAAGCUAUGCAUUUUGAAUAUAUUUGAAUAAAUUGUUGACCCAGCA
Messenger RNA from Lymnaea stagnalis (great pond snail), 6573 nucleotides. The record is from the annotation of a GenBank genome assembly. NCBI's taxonomy places the organism in Eukaryota, Metazoa, Mollusca, Gastropoda, Lymnaeidae.